AUGGCACAGUUUGAGGCAUUUUAUGGAAGGAACUGUAGAACUCCUUUGUGUCAGACAGAAUUAGAUGAAAGGCAAGUUGUUGGACCGGAUUUAGUUCGUGAGAUCGAAGCAAUGGUAAAGUUGAUUUGUGAUCGUUUGAAAGCCACGUCUGAUAGGAAAAAAUCUUCUAUUGAUAUGAAACAUCGAGAUAUCAAGUUUCGAGUUGGCGAUAAGGUGUUCAUGAAGGUUUCACUUAGAAGAAGGUUUUUAGAUUUGUCACAUGUUGUGCCAGUGGAGGAGAUUGAAGUUCGAACUGAUCUCACCUAUGAAGAAGAACUGGUUGAGAUUUUAGCCCGUAAGGAGAAGGUUUUGAGAAAUAAGUGA
Messenger RNA from Gossypium arboreum, 363 nucleotides. RefSeq lists its product as uncharacterized. The coding region runs from base 1 to 363 and encodes 120 amino acids. The record is from RefSeq and is a predicted model, not a curated record. NCBI's taxonomy places the organism in Eukaryota, Viridiplantae, Streptophyta, Magnoliopsida, Malvales, Malvaceae. The transcript has 2 exons.